Messenger RNA from Aureobasidium subglaciale EXF-2481, 1065 nucleotides. RefSeq lists its product as uncharacterized. NCBI's taxonomy places the organism in Eukaryota, Fungi, Ascomycota, Dothideomycetes, Dothideales, Saccotheciaceae. Gene Ontology annotation, molecular function: ubiquitin protein ligase activity. Bases 1 to 1065 code for a protein of 354 amino acids. Gene Ontology annotation, cellular component: nucleus. The transcript is spliced from 2 exons. The record is from RefSeq and is a predicted model, not a curated record.
AUGUCGCAUAGUAAGCACAACACAUCGCUCGCCUUUUUCACAGCCCAUGAGCGCGCCGAAUUGCGCGAUCGCUGGGGCUCGCAGUCCACUCGUCUAACCCGCGAUUCUUUCCUACCCUUUGGAUCAUGUCGUCUCUGCUUGCUGCCAGCUCGCGAUCCUGUAUCAUGUCCCUCGCACGGCCAUCUGUUCUGCCGAGAGUGUGCGCUCUCGAACCUGCUCGCCCAGAAGAAGGAGAUCAAGCGUCUGGACAAGGAAUACAUUCAGAAAAGGCAGGAAGAGGCUGAAUCCGAGGAGAUCAAGAGAGAGCAAGAGAAGGAGCGUGCUGUGAAAGACUUCGAGUUGGUUCAACAAGGCCUGAACAGCAAACUUGGCCCAAACGCUGCUGCCAGGCACAUCAUCGGCCGAGAAGCAGGCAAGGUCAUCGUCGAAGAGCAAGAUCCAGACAAACAAGGCACAAAGCGCAAGCUCCAGAUUGAUGAGUACGAGCUCAUGCGUCUUGGUGGUCAGAACACCAGAUUGAAGAAGGACUCUCAGAAUCCCAUCGAUCAGAAGGCCGCUACAUCUUUCUGGAUUCCUUCGUUGACUCCCUCAAGUGCGACUGCUGCAACAAAGCCUACCAAAUCAAACCCUCAAUGUCCAGCUUCGACUGCCGACAAGCCUCACGACUUCACUCUCAAGUUGCUAGUCGCAGUCCACUUCAACGAAGAGAAGGCAGAAGGAUCUGACGAGCCUGUACGCUCGUGUCCUUCAUGCAAGAAAGCGUUGACCAACUCAACAAAGGCGACGCUGGCCAAGCCGUGCGGUCAUGUUCUAUGCAAGCCGUGUGCUACUAAAUUCAUGAAGCCUUCAGAAAAGGACGCCCACGAUGCGACAGCAGAAGUUGGGGUGAUAAGAUGCUACGUCUGCCAGGCCAAUGUCACGGAGAAGAAGCGCGAAAAGAAAGAGGGCAAGGAAGAAAAAGAGAAAGUCAGACCGGGUGUCGUAGAGAUCAGCUGUGAAGGCACUGGCUUUGCUGGAGGAGGCAACAACAUGGUCAAGAAAAAGGGCGUAGCUUUCCAGGUUUAG